ACAGACUAUUACCACUUGGAUGGAUACUAAAGGAACCAAGACAACUGAGUCAGAAAGUUCUUUCUGUUCUCUCGUAGUAAAGAAAACAACAACACAAAGAUAGACUCCAUGAUGAGUUCUCUGCAAAAAGAUAACUUUUACCAACAUAAGGUGGAAAAAUUGGAAAAUGUUCCUCAGCUAAAUCUUGAUAAAUCGCCCAUUGAAAAGAGCACCCAGUAUUUGAACCAGCAGCAGAAUGCAAGUACGUGCAAGUGGCAAAGUGAGGGGAAGCAUGCAGAUCAGCUUUUGGCAAGUGAGCCUCCCACAAUAACCCCAGUACCAAAACAAGUUAGAAAUGCUAAUGUUGACCAGUCACCCCCAACCGAUGAGCACAGUGACACAGAUAACGAAGAGGACAGAGACAACCAGCAGUUCCUUACACCCAUAAAGCUUGCGAAUACAAAGCAGGCAGGAGGAGAUGAGCAAGCCAGAAGCAACUGUAAGUGCAGCGGGUCUUGCCACUCCCUGAAAGACUGUGCAGGCUGUCAGCAGGAGGUGGACGUGGUACCAGAGAGUCCUUUGUCAGACGGUGGUGCCGAGGACAUGGGAACUGGACCAAAAACUGACAACAAAUUGACUAGACAAGAGAGUAGCCUUGGUGAUUCACCUCCAUUUGAGAAAGAAAGUGAGCCUGAGUCACCAAUGGAUGUAGACAAUUCAAAAAACAGUUGUCAAGACUCAGAAGCAGAUGAAGAACCAAGUCCAGGUUUUGAUGAACAAGAAGAUAGUUCCUCCCAAACAGCAAAUCAACUUUCAAGCCAAGCAAGAGAAACUGACAGCGAUCUUAGGAAACGGUAUUUGACUAAAGGAAGGGAAAUUAGAUUACAUUUCCAAUUUGAAGGAGAGACUCAUGCUGGAACCAGUGAUUUAAAUGCCAAGCCAUCUGGAAACACUUCUAGCCUUAAUGUGGAAUGUAGAAGUUCUAAGCAGCAUGGAAAAAAGGAUUCUAAAAUCACAGAUCAUUUCAUGAGAAUUCCCAAAUCAGAGGACAGAAGAAAAGAACAAUGUGAAGUCAGACAUCAAAGAACAGAAAGGAAGAUUCCUAAAUAUGUUCCACCUCACCUUCCUCCAGACAAGAAGUGGUUGGGAACUCCUAUUGAGGAGAUGAGGAAAAUGCCUCGGUGUGGGGCCCGCUUGCCUCUCUUAAGACCGUCUGCUAACCACACAGUAACUAUUCGGGUAGACCUUCUGCGAGCAGGAGAUGUUCCAAAACCUUUUCCAACACAUUAUAAAGAUUUGUGGGAUAACAAGCACGUUAAAAUGCCUUGCUCAGAACAAAACCUGUACCCCGUGGAAGAUGAGAAUGGUGAGCGAACUGCAGGGAGUCGGUGGGAGCUCAUUCAGACUGCACUUCUCAACAAAUUCACAAGACCCCAGAACCUGAAGGAUGCUAUUCUGAAAUACAAUGUGGCAUAUUCUAAGAAAUGGGACUUUACAGCUUUGGUUGAUUUCUGGGAUAAGGUCCUUGAAGAAGCAGAGGCUCAACAUUUGUAUCAGUCCAUUUUACCUGACAUGGUGAAAAUUGCACUCUGUCUGCCGAAUAUUUGCACCCAGCCAAUACCGCUCCUGAAACAGAAGAUGAAUCAUUCUAUCACAAUGUCGCAGGAACAGAUCGCCAGUCUUUUAGCUAAUGCUUUCUUCUGCACAUUCCCCCGACGGAAUGCCAAGAUGAAAUCAGAGUAUUCUAGCUACCCAGACAUUAACUUCAAUAGGUUGUUUGAAGGACGUUCAUCAAGGAAACCAGAGAAACUGAAAACACUCUUUUGCUACUUCCGAAGAGUCACAGAGAAAAAACCUACUGGAUUGGUGACAUUUACAAGACAGAGUCUUGAAGAUUUUCCAGAAUGGGAAAGAUGUGAAAAACCCCUGACACGAUUACAUGUCACUUACGAGGGUACCAUAGAAGGCAAUGGCCGAGGCAUGCUACAGGUGGAUUUUGCAAAUCGUUUUGUUGGAGGUGGUGUAACUGGUGCAGGACUUGUACAAGAAGAAAUCCGCUUUUUAAUCAAUCCUGAGUUGAUUGUUUCACGGCUCUUCACUGAGGUGCUGGAUCACAAUGAGUGUCUUAUUAUCACAGGUACUGAACAGUACAGUGAAUAUACAGGCUAUGCUGAAACUUAUCGUUGGGCCCGGAGCCAUGAAGAUGGGAGUGAAAAGGAUGAUUGGCAGCGACGCUGCACAGAGAUCGUUGCCAUUGAUGCACUUCACUUCCGACGCUACCUCGAUCAGUUUGUGCCUGAGAAAAUGAGACGUGAGCUUAACAAGGCUUACUGUGGAUUUCUCCGUCCUGGAGUUCCUCCUGAGAAUCUUUCUGCAGUGGCCACAGGAAACUGGGGCUGUGGCGCCUUUGGGGGUGAUGCUCGAUUAAAAGCCUUAAUACAGAUCCUGGCCGCUGCUGCAGCUGAACGCGAUGUGGUUUAUUUCACCUUUGGGGACUCAGAAUUGAUGAGAGACAUUUACAGCAUGCACACUUUCCUUACUGAGAAGAAACUGAAUGUCGGAAAAGUGUAUAAGUUGUUACUACGCUACUACAAUGAAGAAUGCAGAAACUGUUCCACCCCUGGACCAGACGUCAAGCUUUAUCCAUUCAUAUACCAUGCUGCUGAGUCAAGUGCAGAGACCACUGACCAGCCAGGACAAAAGACAGGGACCUGAGAAACCAAGGGAAUGGGACUUCCUCUCACCUCUCAGAGACGUCCUGUUUGAAUUGUGUGGUGUAAUGUAUGAACUGACUUCACCUAAUAUAAAUGUGUAUAUAAUCCACAUUUGUAAUCAAGGAUGCAACCGUUCUCUACAUGCAAUUGUCAUUUGUACAUCUGAGCCCCGUUCGUCCUAUUGACGUGGGCUUGAAUAUGUUUUCUUCCGUUUUUCUUCUCCGUCAGUCUGUAUUCUUUGACUUUUCCUUAUUUUGCCAAUCAGAUUUCUUGUGAACCCCAUGGAAGGUUGCACUCAGCUUUGAGGUCUCUUUCUUCUUGUCUGUGUAUUCUCCAGAUGGCUUUGGUGGCUAGCAGAUGCCAUUCGCCUGGAGGAGGUUCAAACCCAGGAAUCUCAAGUGGAGACUGCUACAGAUGUCCCUGGGAGCCUUUCGCUCCCGACUGCUGUUAGGCUUGCAUUGUCUAUAUUUUGAAUUUUGAAAAUUAAGAGUUGAAGUUUUUCUUAUGUUACUUAAUGCCAGGAUCUUAGGCUAAAACUAUUUUCUAUUUAAGACAGACUAAUUUCCAGUUGCUCUUUGAAACAUCAUCCCUACAAGCAAUGGUUUAUCUGUCCUUUCCCCAGCUUCAUUUUUAUUGGCGCUAUUUUAGAAGCUGAUUGAGAGGAAAGAAAAGUAGAAUCAAAGAGUCUUCCUCAUAUGGUGUAGAGAAAUGAGAUUCAAGAGUCAGGGGGGAUUUGUUUGUUUUUCUUUUGCAAUUAGGAUCAAUGUUUGCUCUGUGGCGCUUAAGGCUUAUUCAUGUAACCAAAGGUUGGGAACUGAAAACUUCAUGCUCGUGUACAUAUUGAAGUUUCUCUGGCAGUAAAGCUUAGAGUUAAUACGUUUUCAUUAAUAAAUCAUUUGUCAGAAAUUCUCAUAUCACCUAUAUUUUAUUUAUACAUAUAAACAUGUGCUCCCUAAUUGUGUCUGCAGGAGCACAUAAAUUCAACAGCCGAGAUGGGAAACAAUUAGGUUUGGGCUUUAUCAGAGCUCUGUUUAAAACCUGUUAUUCACAUUUGUAUUUUUAAAACCAUCAACAAGGUAAAUGAUAAUUGAUGUCUUUGUCAGGUUAAUCUGAAAACCAAAGGUAAUCUGCGUUAACUGAUUAGAACUUAAUCACAAAAACACUGUUUCGGAUUUCCAAAGUAGUCUUAAAUGAAGUUCUGUUUGCAGUCUGGCUGUCGGGAAUGCCCAAUAGAAAUCAAGUCCUGUUGUUAAGAAGCUCUUGUUACAUGCGCUAAACUCCUUUGCCAUCACUGGCAGGAAAAUGGGGCCUGGGCCAGGGUCUUAGCUCUUUUAUAGAGAGAGUGGGAGGAUAAUGGGCUUUGGCACAUGAAGACUACCACUUGUCAUGGAGGAAGCUCUUUACUGCAACAACUAAGACUUUGAUCAGCUCCCAAAUUUAGAGGAGUCUGGCCUUAUCCCCACUGAUCCUAAAUAAAAUCUCUUUCUCUUCCAGCUGUUCUGUGCUUUACUAAGGGAUUUAUAGAUAUAUUGCAUUUCCUUCUUUUUCCAUUCCCACACCUUUCCCUCUAGGCAGCCAAAUGAUGGCAGAAGCAAUUCUAACAGAAACUGUAGAUCUAGGCUAAAAGGCCACCUAGCCUAAUGUUCCAGAGUACAGAAGCUCGGCCCAGCUCUUAGUGCUAUGCAGGGUCAGUGACGUACAUCUAUGUGCUGCCUCUUAGGGGCUUGCCAAGAAUUAGGCUUGAGGAGUGUGUGCCAAGUGUGUGUUGAUGUUAGUGUGUUCUGAUGAGCACAGGUUAAUGAAACUGAGCAGACUGAGGCAGGAGGACCACGCAGAGAACACUAUUGCUCUGUCCUUGAAGAGCCUCUAUAUAAAGGGGGAGGGGUGUAAUAGCAUUCAUAUCUAUUCUGUUUAACGGUACCUUUUUAUUCUCUUUCAUGUAGCAUUUGUUGUUUUAUUUCAUGUUGUUGACUCUUCCUUUAAUUUACCAAGUUUGGAAAUCUUAAGUUUUUAAUAAAACUCAUUUUUAAUUUCUAAUUCACCCACUUAAGGAAGCAAUAUACAGUAACAGAUAGGACAUUUAAUGAGGAGAAUUGAAUUUGAAUGCUAGCUAUAUUCUAGUUAAUAUUUUAAACUUGUCUCUGAAUCUCUUACCUCAUUGAGCUAGCAGAUAAACUAGUAACCUACUGGGAACUAAGCAUCAAGCCAACAGUCGAGUGUCUUCCAGCUGCUGGUUGCUCAACACAGUACAGCCUGUUCUUCUAGUGAGUUAGUGGACGCCCGAGGCUAGCAUAUGUGAGGCCAGCUCUACCUCUGGGAGUUCAUUAUGAAAGGAUAAAAGACCCCACCGCUCUCAAACCAGGGCCAUAAAACAGGCCCAAGGCGUCAAGAAAUCUGCCACCCAUAGAAGUCCAGAAAGCAGCCCACCUUACCUCGUGCCCUGAAACCCAGAGGUCACAAAAGCAGAUAGACUCUCUCCCACCCUGCAAUUUGAAAAAGACAAUUUCUGGGUCUAACAAACCAUGCCCUGCCUCUCUCUAAGCACUACAAAAAUGUUCUCAGACUUUACAUGGCGUGUUCUCCUGCACCCUCAAAAACCAAGUCACAGGAUUUGGGGGCAUCAGCCUCUCAAGCCAAUAAAAGUUUGCUCUUGU
Molecule: messenger RNA, 5347 nt
Organism: Peromyscus leucopus (white-footed mouse)
Lineage: Eukaryota; Metazoa; Chordata; Mammalia; Rodentia; Cricetidae
Gene: Parg
Product: poly(ADP-ribose) glycohydrolase
Exons: 17
Coding region: 109-2694 (861 amino acids)
Biological process (GO): ATP generation from poly-ADP-D-ribose; regulation of DNA repair; nucleotide-sugar metabolic process
Cellular component (GO): cytoplasm; nucleus
Molecular function (GO): poly(ADP-ribose) glycohydrolase activity
Source: RefSeq, a predicted model, not a curated record